GGCACAAACACAGGGUGUUCAAAGCUAGUAAGCUCCAGCUGUGGAUUAUGCUGCGUUUAACUUAAACCUUUUAAUCAGUGUCACUCCUGACUCACCCUUUUGUGUCUGUUUCACUUUCCCAUUAUCUCAAUUCUUCACUCUCCCACCUUUCCCCUUUCCAUUUUCUCACAAUUUUCUUUCAAAUUCACCACCUUUUCCCCCUCUCCACUCUGAAUUCUGGAUCUCUUUUUGUGGAUUUCGAAUUGCUGAAUUCUGCAUUUAUUGCAUCAGAUACUCAAUUUUCUCUCCUGCCCACAAGCAAUUGAAGCAAAAGAUUGGAUUUUUCUCAUCUGGGCAUCAUUAAUUUUGGCAUCUUUGUUGUGAGAUUCAAUUUAUUGACAGGAUGCACGCCAAGACCGAUUCUGAUGUCACGAGCUUCGAUCCUUCAUCACCAAGAUCACCAAAACGAGCCGCUUACUAUGUGCAAAGCCCCUCUAGGGACUCUCAUGAUGGGGAUAAAUCUUCCACUAUGCAUGCUACUCCAGCAUGUAAUAGCCCUAUGGAGUCACCUUCACACCAUUCCUAUGGUCACCAUUCUAGGGCUUCCUCUUCCAGCAGAGUUUCUGGUUCCUACAACUCUUCUUGGGGAAGGAAGGGGAACCGAAAACGCAAUGAUAAAGGGUGGCCUGAAUGCAAGGUGAUUGACGAAGAGGGUGGUUAUGGUGAUUUUUACCGUGAUAGUGAGGGGUUGUCAAGGAGGACUCAGAUCUUCAUUGGUAUCAUUGGGUUUGUCUUGAUUUUUAGUUUGUUUUGUUUGAUCAUUUGGGGUGCUAGCAGGCCUUACAAACCUCAGCUUAGUGUCAAGAGUUUGACAGUACACAACUUCUACUUUGGAGAAGGGUCAGACAUGACAGGAGUCCCAACCAAGAUGCUGACAGUGAAUUGCACAAUGAGAAUGACAAUACAUAACCCUGCAACAUUUUUUGGCAUUCAUGUUAGCUCCAAGGCUGUGAAUCUUAUGUAUUCUGAGAUUACAGUUGCAACUGGUGAGGUAAAGAAGCAUUAUCAACAGAGAAAGAGUCGCGGGAUGGUGUCCGUAAACAUGCAAGGAAGCAAGGUUCCUUUAUAUGGUGCUGGUGCAAGCUUAGCUGGCUUGGUGGACAAUGGAAAAAUACCAAUGACUCUUGUGUUUGAAGUUAAAUCAAGAGGGAAUGUUGUUGGGAAGUUGGUGAAGUCCAAACAUAGACAACAUGUGUCUUGCUCAGUGGCUAUUGAUUCCCACAACAACCGACCCAUCAAACUUAAAGAGAAAGCAUGUACAUACGUUUGAGUGGUUUUUUCCCUAGCAAUAACCAGUUUUUUGUGUGUUAUUUCAAUUCAUUCAACAGGCUUGAGAUUUUCCUUGAGACAGAUAAAGGGUUGAAAGAAUUACAACUAAAGAGUUAAUGUUGUAGAAGUUUUAGUAAGUAAAAAAGCUUUGGGGACAUGAUAAAUGAAAAUUAGACUCGAUUUCCCCUUCCUACUACUUACCAUUUGUUGUUUCCGGUUCUCUCUUGACUCGACUCAUGCUUUCUUUUUUACAGAAGUUAAACCGAUCAUUCAACUAGAGAAUGAUAUGAUUGAAAUGUAACUGAAUUAAUGAUAAUUAAAUACUUUUUUAAUAUUAU
Molecule: messenger RNA, 1646 nt
Organism: Abrus precatorius (Indian licorice)
Lineage: Eukaryota; Viridiplantae; Streptophyta; Magnoliopsida; Fabales; Fabaceae
Exons: 3
Coding region: 383-1309 (308 amino acids)
Source: RefSeq, a predicted model, not a curated record